Messenger RNA from Pseudoliparis swirei, 1850 nucleotides. RefSeq names its product zinc finger, CCHC domain containing 10 (gene zcchc10). The transcript has 4 exons. Gene Ontology annotation, molecular function: zinc ion binding; nucleic acid binding. Lineage: Eukaryota; Metazoa; Chordata; Actinopteri; Perciformes; Liparidae. The record is from RefSeq and is a predicted model, not a curated record. The coding region runs from base 854 to 1339 and encodes 161 amino acids.
GACAGCCACUUCACAGGGUCGCUACCAUUAUGUACCAUUUCUAUGUAAACUUCAUAUGCCAGGCCAAACACCCACGAACCGUCCUCUUUGUUUACCUUUUUUUAAGUCUCUGACUUCCACUGCUAACCAUGUAUUAUUACCUAAAUCUAAGAUUGAGGCAUUUUAUUUUAGAGUUGUGGGUGUAGGUGGUGAAUGAGAAUAUCUAAUUUGGAGUAGGCCUACAAGCUAUUAUAAUAAAUUUAACACGACACAAUAAUAACAAAGACAUAUGUUUGUGAUACAUCUAUGGAUAUGGAUUUGAGUGAAUAUUUCACAAUUCUAAAAAAAAAAUCAGGCUUUGUCCAUGAACUACCUAAAUUAUGUGGCAUCUGAUUUUGCAUUGAUGGAUAUGGGAGAGGGAGGUUGGACGAGAUUGAAAACACAAGGUAAGAAUCAAAUAAAAUACUCAUACUGAACGAACCCGGGAAAAAUACUAAAUAUGAAAAUUAUUUUCCUACUGUAUUAUAUUAAAUCCACAUGAGUAUUCUCAAGUUUUUCCCAAAACAAAAAUGGCGUGGAGAAGAGCGUCACCACUUUCAUCUGUGCUCGCUCAGCCGUCUGAAUCGGUCCACCGCCGCUCCGUGAGGUCACUGAGCCGGUCAAGGAAGAGUUGAGCACUUAAUCCCCCGGAAAACUUCACGCGGGUCUUCUUUACCCACCAACCCCGAUCCAUAAACUGCCCCGAAGCGACGCACUACAUCCUAACUACCGGAGGGGGCGCGGUCAUUUUACAGGAGGGGAAAAACAGACUUCGACAGAACACCGGAAAUAGGUUAUUCUCGAUACCAACGAAGAAGAAAAAGUAAACUGCAACAUGGCGACUCCCAUGCACAGGAUAAUAGCUAGGCGGCAAGCGGAGGCAAACAAACAAAAUGUGCGUUGCCAGAAGUGUCUGGAGAUCGGACACUGGACCUACGAAUGCACGGGGAAGAGGAAAUAUGUGCACAGACCGUCGAGGACAGUUGAGAUGAAGAAGAAACUCAAGGAGAAUGAAAAGAAACUCCUCAGCCUCACCGGACCAGGAAGUGAAGACCCCAAUGAGAAGAGAAAUAAAAAGAAGGCUAAAGACGGCAGCGACAGCAGCAGCGACUCGGACGGCUCCUCGAGCGACUCGUCGUCGGACAGCAGCGACUCCUCCAGCUCCUCUUCAGACGACAGCGACGGCAGCAGCGACAGCGACGACGACAGCUCCUCCUCGUCUUCCUCCUCGUCUUCCUCCUCGUCCUCGGAUAGUUCGGACUCGGGAAGCAACAGCGCUUCAGACCAAGGACCUCCAAAGAAGAAGAAAAAGAAGAAAUGAAUAAAUAUUUUUUGCAUUAAGUGGGUGUUCUUGUUGUUUGUUACCCUGAGUAGAUUUUAGCUGUCCACUUAUUUUUUGUUCCUCUUUGUUGGAUCUGAUUGGACGCUUUAGGGCUGUAACACUGCUCUGAAAGUUUGAGCAAAUUAAUGAAAAGAUUAUUUUUGAGUUGAUCGUGCCAAAUUCUCUUUUCAAAACCAUUUUUUAAAAAUAUUUUAUUUUAAUGUGAUAUUUUCUCACGUUUGUAGGUCUACUGACGAUAUGCAUUUUAAUUAUCUGAAGAAACUAAUGUGCUUAUUCAUGUUGAAUUUGUGAUUUUUGUAUUAAAGUAUAUUUUUAGUCGGACUUAAAAGUGUGCUGCUCACAACUUACGUAACACAACGCUGUAACCGCGACUCAAAAGACCGCUGAGACCUAUUAAAGAAUAAGGAAGAAAGGUUUGUUACAUUUUACAUUAGUUUGAAAUUUCAAUUGCUUGUUUUACUGGAACAAUAAACUUGGCUUUUGUUUUGUU